This is a messenger RNA of Periophthalmus magnuspinnatus, 364 nucleotides long. RefSeq lists its product as uncharacterized. Lineage: Eukaryota; Metazoa; Chordata; Actinopteri; Gobiiformes; Gobiidae. The record is from RefSeq and is a predicted model, not a curated record. The transcript has 2 exons. Bases 35 to 364 code for a protein of 109 amino acids.
CACUUCCAGCUUCUUCAAUAACAGCUGUGCAAACAUGGCCUCAUAUAUCACCGACAUUGCAGUGUCUCUUAAUCAGGCUGAGGAACAAAACCUGCAGGCCCGAGGUUUUAAGAAAAUUAAUGUCAGUCUGAACCCAGGUGGAAAUCCUGUACACAUCUGGUACAAAAAGAACCCUGAAGCAGACCCCAUCACCAGGAUUCAGGUCAGCUUUGAAGAUGGGAUGUGUGAUGGCCUGAUCAAUGCAGGGUACACCAAGGUUAACAGAAACCUGUCUACUGGAGGAGAGGUUUUCCUCUGGUACUUCAGCAGCAGCACUGAGUUUGACACAAACAUCGUCAGGUCUCGAUGUCUCCACCAACAUUGA